UUCAGUGCCGAGGUGCGUCGCUGACGCUUUCUGCGCCCGCCUCUCUCUCUCUCUGCGUCAGGGCGGCGCGGCGCGUUCGCGUCUCCUUCUCGGUUCCUUGCCGGCGUCGCCGCCGCCACCGCCACCGCCAAAAUUCGUGCCUCAGCAGAUCUCCGUUUCCCAGCAAUCCGCGCUGCUGGUGGCGGCAGGAAGAAAGAGCCCAGGACAGCGGGAGGGGCGGACGGCGGCCGUAGCAGGAGCAGCACCAGCACCCUCUUGUCGUCAGGGCCGGCAUAGCCCAAGGAGGAGGAGAAUCCUCCGGAGGUGGGGGGCGCUCUCCGGACCCCUCAGAGGGGGCCAGCCCGAGGGCCCCGGCUCCCCUCGCCGCCACACCACCGCAUUCUCCCCCCUGCUACGGUGAACCUAGAAGAUGCCCGUGAAAAAGAAGCGCAAAUCCUCGGGGCAGGCGGGAGACGAGACGGGCCUCAAGAAGUGUAAAAUCAGCAGCUAUUGCAGGUCACAAGCUUCUAGUAAAGUGAUAAGUGGCGAAGAACACUUUUCAAGCAAGAAGUGCCUGGCUUGGUUUUAUGAGUAUGCAGGUGAUGAUGAAGUUGUAGGGCCAGAAGGCAUGGAGAAAUUCUGCGAAGACAUUGGUGUUGAACCUGAAAACAUUAUCAUGCUUGUUUUAGCCUGGAAACUAGAGGCUGAAAGCAUGGGAUUUUUUACCAAGGAAGAAUGGUUAAAGGGGAUGACCUCAUUACAAUGCGACUGCACAGAAAAGCUGCAAAGUAAAUUUGAUUUUUUACGUUCGCAACUGAAUGACAUUUCAACCUUUAAGAAUAUCUACAGAUAUGCAUUUGAUUUUGCAAGGGAUAAAGACCAGAGAAGUCUUGAUAUUGAUACUGCAAAAUCUAUGUUAGCUCUUCUACUUGGAAGAACGUGGCCAUUGUUUUCAGUAUUUUACCAGUACUUGGAGCAGUCAAAAUACAAAGUAAUUAACAAAGAUCAAUGGUACAAUGUGUUAGAAUUCAGCAGAACUGUCCAUGCAGAUCUUAGUAACUAUGAUGAAGAUGGGGCAUGGCCUGUUCUUCUUGAUGAAUUUGUGGAGUGGCAAAAAGUUCGCCAAGCAUCAUAGCAAGAACAGCUCUAAAGAACCUGCUGGAUCUUGUGAUGUCCACCCCUACAAAAACUGAGUCAAACCAAGGGUUGCAUUCACAUGAACUUCAGUCAUUUUUUUUUCCUUUUAUUUUUAAAGGAAGCCUUGUUACACAUGAAAAGGGCAUUGAACCACACCUCUUCUGAGACUGAAAGUUGGAGGUUUUUGUCUUAAGUUUCUAUCAUUUCAGAACAAUAAAGAUUCAGAUUUGUAGCAGUCUUAAAAGUGAAGGAUAUCCCUUGAGUACGACUGAUUUCUAUAUUCUCAAAACCAAAACAUCAUAGACUGCAUCCGAAGUGCUCUAUAUGGGUGUUUUGAAUCCUGGAGAUGUGUUUAAAAAUUGUUGUAGUAUAUGACUCUGGUAAGGUAGUUUGCUAAUGAAAUGACUGUCAUUAGGAAGAAUGAUUAAUAUUAAGCCUUGGCUGAAGUUUUACCAAUGCCCAACAUCAUUUGUGCCAUAGUUUGCAGCUUCACAUGGAGACAUGGCCUUAAAAUUAUUAUUUUUUUCUACAGUUCCCAUUCAGUAUAUUGUCUUCUAAUGGAACAUUCAUAACAGCCUACUUUUUAACUUAAAGGGUACUGAGAGGAUGGUGAUGUUGUCUAUAAUGAAGCAACUGCAAGUUCUUGAAACAGUAAUUAUUGUACUUCUAUUAUAAAUUGGUCUCAAUAUUAAAAAGAAAAACCUAGGAUAACUUAGUACAAAGUUUGAUCUCUUUUAUGUGCACUGGACAGAAAAUUCAGAGUUUGACCUUUCUCUUCCAUUUCCAAAUGUGGGGGGCUAUAUUUUUUUUCUGUGAUACCAGCUCUCUCCAUCUCAACCUUAAGAAGAAUUGCACUACCUUAAUGUAUAUUACCUUCUAGCAAAAUCAUGAGGAGGAGUGUGUGUGUGUGUGUUGGCUUCAUGGAGAAGCAGGUGUAGAAACUGAAGCACUUAACUAUCUCCUUGUUUUAUUACUUAAAUGCCAUCAAGACCUUAGCCAUUCACUCAAUGCUGCUUUAUAAGUCUCAAAAUUGCUCCCAGUUGACCAAAUGCAGGGAUUUUCAAGACCUGUUUUGCAUAUUAUUUACAAAGUGGGAAAUGGCAACCAGUUCUUGGCAAUAAUUUGGCAUCCCAACUUCCAUGCAGUUCACCAUUUCUAUCAAAGCAUCAUUCUUUUAGCACAUUUAGAUUGGCCCUCGUGAUGUGCAAGAUUAUUCCAAUAGCUUAUGAUAACUGGGUAGGACUUGGUAGUAUUGGCCUCAGGAUAAUGAGAAAUGGAUUGCGUGCACUGAAUGCUGGUUGAGGUAGGACAAGAUCAUCUCUUUUUUAGACAAGGCAGCCCACAAAGAGCUGCACCCUCAAAGAGGCUUGUCCCACAGAAGGGAGAGCAGUUUUUGCAGCUUUCCCCUCCCUCCAAAAGUAUUUUUUGGCUUCCAGAAAUAUGUCCCUGAGGGCUAUGCAGCCCUAAGGGAAUAUAGUUUUGGAGGGAGUGGAGAGCAGCAAAAGUUGCUCUCCCCUCAGCAUGUGCUUGGCUUGCAAGACAACCUGUUGGCUGAGCUCUGCAACAGCUUUUCAGUAAGAGCGCAGCUCUUGCUCUGCCCUAAUGUUGAGGAAAUUGUGGGCCACUUAUUUUUGUGGGAUUUUUUUCUUUCUUUUGGUCAUGAUGUGGAAUUCUUAAGUAUAUAGGUGGACUUCCUUACAGAUUCGGUGUCCGCAGUCAGGGAAGUGACACCUGACCUCAGCAUAUGCAAUGGGGGGACACGUUGACCUCAUGCAUCUGUGGGUCGGGGGUGGCCGUAAAUGACUGCAGAGGUCAUUUCCGGCUGCCAUUGUAGGACUUAGAGCCACAAAAUGGCUCCCUCUUUUAAAAAGGGGGGGAGUGAUUUUUGGCUGUGUUUGGGCACAAUGCAACUCAGGGGGUGCCACAGAGACAAGUAAGGAGCUCCUCCCCAUGAAAAUGAGCCAAUUUUUAGGCAUUUUCAGCUGAAAAUGGCUGGCUGGAAAUUUAACCCCUGCGAUCCCAUAGGGAUCAAUGUUUCUUUAUUCAUGGUUUCCAUAUCCACGGUACAGCCGUGAAUAAGGAGAUCCACCUGUAAAGUCCUGUUAUUCUCUAGAAAUGGGCUGUUUCUGUUUCAGCUCACCCUUCUGUUCAGGUGUGCCUGGCAAAUCUAAUUGUUUUUGAAUCCUCUAUAGGUGUGGCCUUGCACUGAGGAUUUCUGCUUCUCCCCACCUCCUUCCUAGACUUGCCAUGAUGCUUCCAAGAGAAGCAUGUCCUUGUCUGUCUUAUGACUGCAAUCAUAUGCAUACAUAUUGGAAAAUAAGCUUAAAUGGAAAUGGGAAUUACCUGAGUGAGCAUGCAUGGGACUAAACUCCUUUCUAAUUGUCACUGUCCUCUGUGCUGUACUUUAGAAAAGUGUUCAGAUUUUUUUCAAGAUAUAAAUCAGGAAAAUUCAACUGUUUUUCUAAUGCAAGAAAGCCCCCUUCUUUAAUUCAAAUCAUAAAUUCUGUUUUAAGCAACAUAGUCCAAACCAAACAAUAUUAACAUGGUAUUCCACAGAAUGUUUUGUUCACCAAUGCCAACAUCUUCAGUGAAUGUGAGGGUAUCGAAUUGCUGUGUAUGACUUAUCUCUGAGGUUUUAUCACUAUUCUUAUAAUAAAACCAUAUUGCAGGGAUUUACAUCCUGUUUCUGUGAGAGUGUUUGUUUAAGUCAUGGGAUGUGGCAAGAAAUAACAAUGGAUAUACUGGGUUUAUAUUUCAUAUCCAUCUCUGCAAGAAGAUCUACAAAUGAGUUUUUCUGUGUUGCUUAUUUACAGAUUUUUACAUCAGUAAAUGAAACAUAAUUUUGAAAUUAA
Messenger RNA from Hemicordylus capensis (graceful crag lizard), 3968 nucleotides. RefSeq names its product defective in cullin neddylation 1 domain containing 5 (gene DCUN1D5). Gene Ontology annotation, biological process: positive regulation of ubiquitin-protein transferase activity; protein neddylation. The transcript has 8 exons. Gene Ontology annotation, cellular component: ubiquitin ligase complex. Gene Ontology annotation, molecular function: ubiquitin conjugating enzyme binding; ubiquitin-like protein binding; cullin family protein binding. The record is from RefSeq and is a predicted model, not a curated record. Lineage: Eukaryota; Metazoa; Chordata; Lepidosauria; Squamata; Cordylidae. Bases 410 to 1114 code for a protein of 234 amino acids.